GGUUUGGAGUAAGAUUCAUACCUGCUUCACCAGUGAUUUUCAAAGGAGGCAAAUCCCAUUUGACGCUAAAGUCACAGAAAGAGAUUUGGAAUGAGGAAACAAAUUAUAGCAGCCUGCAAGUUGUAGAAUGAAGAAAUGCAAAUGUAAAGUACUGAACUUUGUUACGGAUAGAUUUACCAAAGAGAAUUACUCUGCAUAACAUGAAUAAUGGAGUUCAGAAGGAAGCCCAUAUCCCAGGUACAGGGGAAACUCAGAGACUUCCUCGGUUGUGCCGUUUUACUGAGGUUGGGUGGAGUCAACACGUCAUGGAUAAAGAACUCCCUAAAGGCAGUCCCAGGGAGCCCACACUGAACAUCAAGAAGUCAGACAAAUCCUUCAAACGCAAGAAGCCCACCAAAAAUGUGCUGAUCUUUUUAAUCAACAGACAACUGGGCAGGCACAGAAGUGACAUCGACCUGUCAAGAUGGGUGUGGAUGCUGUCAUAAAGCAACUCCAGGGUGGACAUGGCCUUGGACAAAAAGUCAUGUGGCUUACGUGCUGAAGCCUGCCCAGAUCUUUGAGAAAUUAAAUAUAAUUAGAACAAUAAACUCCUCCCAUGUUUGAGUCA
This is a messenger RNA of Symphalangus syndactylus (siamang), 607 nucleotides long. Its product is annotated as embryonic testis differentiation protein homolog B. The record is from RefSeq and is a predicted model, not a curated record. NCBI's taxonomy places the organism in Eukaryota, Metazoa, Chordata, Mammalia, Primates, Hylobatidae.